Molecule: messenger RNA, 4908 nt
Organism: Acinonyx jubatus (cheetah)
Lineage: Eukaryota; Metazoa; Chordata; Mammalia; Carnivora; Felidae
Gene: TENT4B
Product: terminal nucleotidyltransferase 4B
Exons: 13
Coding region: 270-2483 (737 amino acids)
Biological process (GO): RNA 3'-end processing
Cellular component (GO): TRAMP complex; nucleolus
Molecular function (GO): poly(A) RNA polymerase activity; mRNA binding
Source: RefSeq, a predicted model, not a curated record
ACAGGGGCUCGGCGGAGGGGCGGAGGGAGGGGGGUGGGCCCGCGGAGCCCCCGAGGGCGGGAGCGACGCCGCCGGCGCCGGCCGGGCUCCCUGUGCGACCGCGCCGCCCGCGGCGGGCCCAGAGCAGCAGUAGCAGCAGCAGCAGCAGCAGCAGCAGCAGCAGCAGCAGCAGCAGCAGCCGCCGAGGCCGGGCGUGCGCCUGAGGCGCGGCGGCGGCGGCGGCCCUGCGGGCGGCCGGGAGGGGCGGGGGCAGCGGCCGCCGCCGUUUGAUGGAUCCGAGGAUCGCCUGGUUCCAGCCAGAGCAGCUCGGACCGUCCAACAGUCUGUGGAUGCAGAUCUGGGAGACGACCCAGGGGCUGAGGAACCUCUACUUCAACCACCACUGUCACAGCAGCGGCGGCGCGAGCGGCGGCGGCGGCGGCGGCAGCAGCACGGCCACCGGCGGGAGCGGCAGCAGCACCGGCAGUCCGGGCGGCGCGGCCCCGGCCCCGGCCCCGGCCCAGGCCGGCAUGUACCGCUCCGGGGAGCGCCUGCUGGGCGGCCACGCGCAGUCCGCGGAGCAGCGGGACUUCCUGCCCCUGGAGACGACCAACAACAACAACAACCACCACCAGCCCGCGGCCUGGGCCCGCCGGGCUGCCGCGGGCUCCUCGGCGUCCCCGUCCCCCUCCGUGUCCUCGUCCCCACACUCCUCCGCCGCCGUCCCCGCCGCGGAGCCCGCGGACCCGGCCUCGGGCAGCAGCAACAAGAGGAAGCGCGACAAUAAGGCCAGCACCUACGGACUCAACUACAGCCUGCUGCAGCCCAGCGGAGGGCGGGCCGCGGGGGGCGGCCGGGCCGACGGCAGCGGGGGCGUGUACAGCGGGACCCCGUGGAAGCGGAGGAACUACAACCAGGGAGUCGUGGGGACUCCAGCUGUCUCUGCUGUGCAGUUUCACCAGAACCACAUGGAACAAUCAGGAGAGGAAUUGUUCCCAAGUCUGCAUGAAGAAAUCAGUGAUUUUUAUGAAUACAUGUCUCCGAGACCGGAGGAAGAAAAGAUGCGGAUGGAGGUGGUGAACAGGAUCGAGAGUGUGAUUAAGGAGCUCUGGCCCAGCGCUGACGUCCAGAUAUUUGGAAGUUUUAAAACUGGCCUGUAUUUACCUACUAGUGACAUUGAUCUUGUGGUAUUUGGGAAGUGGGAGAACCUUCCCCUCUGGACCCUGGAAGAAGCUCUCCGGAAACAUAAAGUUGCAGAUGAGGAUUCGGUCAAAGUUCUAGACAAAGCAACUGUACCUAUUAUUAAAUUGACAGAUUCUUUUACUGAAGUGAAAGUUGAUAUCAGCUUUAAUGUACAGAAUGGCGUGCGAGCAGCUGACCUCAUCAAAGAUUUUACCAAGAAAUAUCCUGUAUUACCGUACUUGGUUUUAGUAUUGAAACAAUUCUUAUUACAGAGGGACCUUAAUGAAGUAUUUACAGGUGGAAUUGGUUCUUAUAGUCUCUUUUUAAUGGCAGUCAGUUUCCUUCAGUUACAUCCCAGGGAAGAUGCUUGCAUCCCCAAUACAAACUAUGGUGUUCUUUUAAUAGAAUUUUUUGAAUUAUACGGACGACACUUCAAUUAUUUAAAGACUGGCAUCCGGAUAAAGGAUGGUGGUUCGUAUGUGGCCAAAGAUGAAGUACAGAAAAAUAUGCUUGAUGGCUACAGGCCAUCGAUGCUUUAUAUUGAAGAUCCUUUACAACCAGGUAAUGAUGUUGGAAGGAGUUCAUAUGGGGCCAUGCAAGUGAAACAGGCCUUUGAUUAUGCCUAUGUUGUUUUGAGUCAUGCUGUAUCACCAAUAGCGAAAUACUAUCCCAACAAUGAAACGGAGAGUAUAUUAGGUAGAAUAAUUAGAGUAACGGACGAAGUUGCCACGUACAGAGAUUGGAUAUCAAAACAGUGGGGCUUGCAGAAUAGGCCUGAGCCUUCAUGCAAUGGAAAUGGUGUUACCUUGAUAGUAGAUACUCAGCAGUUAGAUAAAUGUAAUAAUAAUCUAUCUGAAGAAAAUGAAGCCCUUGGAAAAUGUAGAAGUAAAACUUCGGAAUCUCUUAGUAAACACUCUUCAAACUCUUCAUCAGGUCCAGUGUCUUCCUCUUCUGCCACACAGUCCAGCUCUAGUGAUGUCGAUUCUGAUGCGACACCAUGCAAAACCCCGAAACAGCUGCUCUGCCGUCCGUCCACUGGGAACCGGGUAGGGUCGCAGGAUGUGUCCUUGGAAUCAUCCCAGGCGGUUGGGAAAAUGCAGAGCACCCAGACCAGUAACACCUCCAACAGCACCAACAAAUCUCAGCAUGGAUCAGCAAGGCUCUUUCGUUCUUCCAGCAAAGGCUUCCAAGGUACAACUCAAACAAGCCAUGGUUCCUUGAUGACAAACAAACAGCAUCAAGGCAAAUCAAAUAAUCAGUAUUACCAUGGCAAAAAGAGGAAACACAAGAGGGAUGCCCCCCUCUCAGACCUUUGUAGAUAGUCGGCGUUGUGCGAUGGACUGUCUUCUGUGUGCAAUGGUCUCAUGCUCAGGACAGUUGGAUAGGGACUCCUGGCGCUCGGGAGCCUUACACUGUUCAGACUUUGAUUUAGCAACUGCGUUUUUUCCCAGCUCGCCACGGAAUGGAUCAUGAAGACUGACAACUGCAAAAACAAAAAGCAAGCAAAAAAGGGGGAAAAAAAAAGGCUGCUCAUUUGAUAAGUCAUAUGCUACAACAGGGUCAUUUUAAGAUUUAAAGCUUGAAUGUAAAAUAAAUAUAUUUCUCAUUGGCUUUAUGCAGAGUUAUAGGGAAUAAUAUUCAGUGUGGGUAGGGUGAUAGGAACAAAAACCAAUUUCAGAGGAUGGGGUGGGGAAAGAAAACAAAAGUAUCUUAUAGGAAGUCCAGAUUCCAAAGGGGAAAGUGAUCUGUGCAUGGUUUCUUUUUUUUUUUUAAUAUUUUUGCAUAUAUUUACCAUUUUAUUGUGUGUAUAUAUAGAUGACCAUAUAGGAAAUUGAUAUUUGUAAUAGUGGAUUUGUUAAUACUUUUUACAUAACAUUACUGUUUAAAUUGUAAACAGAUUUUUCUCAGGAUUAGUUUCAAAAAUAAUCUGAAUUGUCAUCUUAACAUCCAUAUAUAGGGAAGUGAUUAGUUCUAUUACUCAAUUUGUUUUCCUCAGCAUUGAAAUGACUUACUCUAGAACCCUUGUGACCUGCUGCAAAAAUUUUUCCUCUAAAGAAAAGGUUUAUGGUGGCAAAUGACGUUUUAUUUUGUAAAAAAAAAAGAAAAAAAAAAAGAAAAAAAGAAAAGAAAAAAGAAAAAAAGAAAGAAAGAAAAAAAGAAAAAAACAUACUAUGUACUUUUGUGUAAACACUGAAAAGCUCUAGUCAUCUCUAAGAAUUAACUUGCAACUGUUUUCUAUAGUGCUGUCGUCUUGGGCAAUGGGCAAUUACAUGACUUUGUGUUUGUUUCCUUUGCAGUCUUGUUUUGUUUUGUUUUUCUUCCUAAUAGGGGAAAAAAAAAAAAAAAGGCCGCCCGCGUCUGGUCCCAUUCCUGUUGCGGUGAAACCCCGAGUCCCACAGACUUUGCAUGCUGGCUCCCAACCCUGUGUGCAGCGUGUGCUUGGUUCUCUCGUCUCUUCUUCUUUUCUAAAUCCAUGCUUAACUACUGUGGGAGAGAUUAACUGUAAACAGCUUUAAUUAAAUCAUACUUAUAAAAAACUAUUUUCUUAUACUCCACUUUAUGCUUUUGGUAUUGUUGAUCUUUAAAAAUUAAAUGGUCUUUGAUAAUGGAUCUAUUUUGUAUUGCCUUAUUAAGACCAAAUACUUCUGUCAUCCCAUUCUUUAUCCUCUCCUUCCAUGGAAUUGUUAUCUUUAAUUAAAACUUUUUAAAACAUUGGCUUGUUUCAAUCAUACUGUAAAUUUUGGUUGUGGUCAGCUUUGAGCGCAAAUGAGAUGUAUAAUUCUGUUACCCAUCACAUGUUGAGUCUGAAACUCGGGAAUGUUGACUAUAAUAGGAUGUAAGUGACAUUUCUGAAAAUGCUCUCUUUCAGUGUGAAGGCUCUUGUGUUUAGCAUCAGUGUAUGUGGCUCUGUUAAUUACAGCCAUUUGGGAAAUGAGAUUCUUUUAUAUAUAUACAUAUAAAGUACUAUUGGCUUUUAGGAAUUUCUUUUAUAUACAUUUAUGAAAUACUGAAGACCAAUCAGAUCAUUAAUGGACACUUAGUGCAACUUUUUAUAAAGAAAAUAAUGCUAAAGUAAGACCAAAACUGAUGUUAUCACUGAAAUUGACAGUUUUCAAUAUGUUCGUAUUUUAAUUCACAAUGGGAAAAUGUGUUCCACAACUGGAAACUCAUGAUACUUGUGUAAAUCGUGGAAAAUUUUAAAUGUGAUGUUAUUUUGACAAUGUUUUAAAUUUUAGAGUCACAUUUUAUUCUGAUCAGAAUUUUUAUCAAGAUGUUGAGCUUUUGUGUUUUGAAACUAGUUUGUCAUAACAUAUUGUGCUUAAUCACAGUAUUUAUUUUCUAGGACUAUUGUGAAUGUGUAGACUUAUGUUUACUGCUAAGGGAACAAUUAUUUAUAAAAUGAUAUUAAAUCCAGUAUUAGCUGCCUAUUUCAGACACUUAAUACUUGCAGAGAUCCAUUGUUACAUUUACCACACUGAAGUUUUGUUUUGUUUUGUUUUGUUUUGUUUUAAGAAUCACCCUCAUUGUUGAAAGUAAAUGUACUCUUAGGGUGCAGAUAUUAGCGUUCCAAUAAGCAUGUGAUUAUAUUAAGGUGGUGGUAGCGGGAAGAUAAUCUUGAUUCCAUUGGGAAUCUUAGGUUUUCGUAAAUUUAUUGGGAAAAUAGUUUUUCCUGUACUGCUGAAGUUUCUUUUUGGUAAACAGUAUCUUUCUAAAAGAAAAAGCAUGAAGGAGAAAUUGAGGUGUGUA